CAUGAAGAAAAAAAAAAUGUUUCAAAAAUGAGUAUUGAAGAUAUCUCCAAAUCUCUUGGAUUGUAGGAGAUUUCCCAUGUGGAAUUAAAGAUCAAAUAAAAUAAAAUAUGGGUUAGUUGAUUGAACAGUUAAAUUACAUCUAGCAAUUAAGGAAGUUGCCUGGGUCCUGAAAAUGUUCAGGUACGUCUACACCGAUAUAGUAUUGGGAAUAAAAGCUUGGCCAUUUAUUAUGGACCACCUUUAAUAUAAAUAUUAAAAGCUUCAAUGCAGCCACAAUGCCGGCACAUUAACGGCCAGGGUCACAAUCUGCCGGCAACUAAGCCUUUCUCUAAGGUUUGACGCCGCAACUAUUUGCUACUCACCAUGUGCUUCUGCUUAAAUUAUUACUUUGGAGAUCAAAAGCAACCUAUUUAAAUAAUCUCCAUAUGAUCCAAUUAUUGACACCCUUGAAAGAAUUCCACUAGUUGUUUGAUUUUCAAUUUUUUAUAAUCUCCGUGGAGUACUCUGCAAUUAUCAUAAUAAGCUAGCAUCCUCUAUAUGUAGCUGCUGCAAGCUUCAGAAGCUGAGCACGUCUGCAUCAAUGACAGCUAAAGAAACCAACGAAGCAACAGAAGUUGCCACUAGAAAUGUUGCUGUCAUUUUUGGGGUUACUGGGCUUGUUGGGAGAGAGCUACUGAGACGUCUGCUCUCAAAAUCCAAAUGGAAAGUUUAUGGUAUAGCUAGAAGGUUUGAGAGCUUUCCUAUACAAAAUUCCGACUAUCAUUUCAUUUCAUGCGACUUGCUAAACGCUCAAGAAACCCAAAAGAAGCUCUCUAUCGUGCGAGAUGUGAGUCAUGUGUUUUGGAUCACUUGGGCAGGCCAAUUUCCUCUAGAUAGCAGGGAAUGUUGCGAGCAGAAUCUGGCUAUGAUGUCCAACGCCUUGAAUGCUAUCCUCUCUAAAACUAAGACAUUGAAGCAUGUUUCGCUCCAGACGGGAAUGAAGCACUAUGUGUCACUACAACACAAUCAGAAUGCGAAACAAGAAGUUUGCUUCUAUGAUGAGGAUUGUCCAAGAGCGAGUGAAGGUUAUAACUUCUACUAUGUCCUUGAGGACUUGCUCAAGGAGAGACUAGCUGGUAAGGUGGCUUUUUCUGUGGUAAGGCCUGGCUUGUUAAUGGGUAGUUCCAAUAGGACUUUAUACAAUGUCAUGGGUUGUUUGUGCGUUUAUGGAGCUAUUUGCAAAUAUUUAAACCUCCCUUUUGUUUUCGGGGGAACGAGGGAGUUCUGGGAGGAAGCGUGCAUGGAUGGGUCGGAUGCUGGGUUAGUAGCUGAACAGCACAUUUGGGCAGCUACCAAUGAUGAAAUAUCUUCCCCGGAUGGUCAGGCAUUCAAUGCCAUCAAUGGCUCAAGUUUUACCUGGAAGGAGAUCUGGCCAGUUCUUGGAAAGAAAUUUGAUGUGGAAGUGCCUCAAGAAAUGUUCUUGAAGGACUUCAGAUAUGCAACGGCAAUGAGUGACAAGAGGAAAGUAUGGCAAGAUAUUAUAGAGAAGGAAGGACUAGUAGAGACAGAGAUUGAAGAUUUGGCUAAUUGGGAGUUCUUGGAUGUCUUGUUUCGUUGUCCAGUGAAACUGCUCGGGAAUCGAGAGAAGGCUAAUCGGCUGGGUUUUACCAUGAGAUGCAAAACAAUGGAAUCAAUCUUGUAUUGGAUUGAUUCCAUGAGGAGUGACAAAUUAAUUCCUUAAUCUUUCAUUAGAUCUUUAAUUUGGGAUUUUGAUUAUGAGCAGAGGAAAGAAAGUGGUGCACCAUAAAGAAAUUGCUUGUACCACAAAGAAAGUGCCUGUAAGUGUUUGACUGUUUCUAUUUUCUUACGAGAACAUGAUACAGUAAAGAUAUGAGGAGUUAUUCAAAAGCAUCUAGAUUCUCCAACUAAGCGCCAACCUCUUCUCACUCGUCUUUGCCUUGGAGCAAGAGUCGUCAACCUCAAUUUUAGAUGCCUUCGUCGCUUGUUCAUGUCCAAAUCCUACUCCUAUGGAGCAAGCAUGGGAAUUAUUUGCUCGCUGGGCAAGGAUUUUUAUAGACUAUUAUCCUGUGACUGUCUCCCUUUCUAGAUACAUAUUCUGCUUUCUUC
Molecule: messenger RNA, 2106 nt
Organism: Hevea brasiliensis (rubber tree)
Lineage: Eukaryota; Viridiplantae; Streptophyta; Magnoliopsida; Malpighiales; Euphorbiaceae
Product: (S)-8-oxocitronellyl enol synthase CYC2
Exons: 1
Coding region: 581-1720 (379 amino acids)
Source: RefSeq, a predicted model, not a curated record